ACCUCAUGUCAGCUGAACCCCCACACAGCCCCGUCCUGGACUGCUGGCCAUCCUCCGCGCCAUGAAUCGUGAAAUAUAUAUAUAUAUAAGCCUUGGACGCUCCUACCGUAAGCUUGCCAUCCUCGUUAUCGUGACUUGUUUUGACGCUUGAUUUGUUAAUUGUCUCCAAGCUUUGGCUGUCUCACUUCCACCUGCCAUUACCUCCCUACACAUUCCACUAUCGCCACUUCCGCUAUAAAUAAUGUCACCUCACCAUGACGCUCCCUCUCCAACUGGAAGCUUCACUUCACCCUCACCUGCUGUCCAAGCCAUCUACAAUAUGUCUCGAUACAACGACUCCUUCGAAUCCGGCUCCGUCGAUUCCAUGGGCAUCCGUAGAGUCUUGACUCCCGGUGUCUACGUGCCCACUCCAGCUUUCUUCGAUCCCAUCACGGAUCAGUUGGACCUGGAGACCACGGCUAGCCAUGCUGUGCGGUUGGCCAAAGCUGGUGUCGCCGGCAUUACCACUCAGGGUAGCAACGGGGAAGCUGUCCAUCUGUCACACCGAGAACGAGAUCUCGUGACAAAGGCCACACGCAAGGCGCUUGAUGACGCCGGAUUCAGCGACAUGCCUGUCAUCGUCGGCUGUGGCGCGCAAUCGACCAGAGAAGUCAUCGAAUUGUGCCACGAAGCAUCCCAGGCUGGUGGAGAUUACGCGUUGGUAUUGCCACCUUCAUACUACCAAGGCCUCUUUGCCAAAGACACUGUCACCACUUUUUUCAAGGAUGUUGCAGAUGCAUCACCAAUCCCAAUAAUCAUCUAUAACUAUCCCGGUGCUGUCUCUGGCAUGGACCUCAACUCCGACAUCAUUAUCGAGCUUGCUCAGCAUGACAACAUCACGGGCGUCAAGCUGACGUGCGGUAACACCGGAAAGCUGAACAGGGUCGCCGCCGCGACCCGCGCUGCUACUGUUGCAGAGCCAGGAUCAGGCUUCAUGUGUAUGGGCGGGUCUGCUGAUUUCACUCUCCAGACACUCAUUGGCGGGGGUUCUGGCAUUAUCGCAGGUCUCGCCAACAUCGCACCGAAAGCUUGCAUCAAGCUUGGUGAGCUGUUUGAAGCAGGCAAACUCAAGGAGGCCCGCAAGAUGCAGGCAGUGGUUGCUCGAGGUGAUUGGGUUGCUAUUCAAGGCGGUGUUAUUGGGACCAAAGCUGCUCUGAUGUCGCACUUCAACUACGGCGGCCAUGGACGGAAGCCGCUACCUCGCCCAUCAAAGGAAGAAAGUCGCAAGUGGCACGAAGCUUUCGACGAGCUGGUUAAGCUCGAGAAGUCUCUGUGAUUUGACGAUCAAUGCUCCGGGACGAAAUGGGAUAAUGAAGGAGUGUCAUGUCUAGUCCGAAAUUGGUGUUACUGGGUAUGAGCAUCAGAAGGCGUUACGCGAGACGUCGGUGAGGAUGCAUUCAAAACGGCGUUCUGUUGGGGAUAGCGAAUCUUGUUGUCAAGGGCAGGAA
Pseudovirgaria hyperparasitica is the source of this 1487-nucleotide messenger RNA. RefSeq names its product aldolase. Gene Ontology annotation, molecular function: 4-hydroxy-tetrahydrodipicolinate synthase activity. Bases 242 to 1315 code for a protein of 357 amino acids. Lineage: Eukaryota; Fungi; Ascomycota; Dothideomycetes; Acrospermales; Acrospermaceae. The transcript has a single exon. The record is from RefSeq and is a predicted model, not a curated record.